AUGAACCUGGGCAGCAUUCAGAUUUUCGGGAUCCAGGGCCCUCCCAAUGAGACGCUUUUCGUGACCGGCCUGCCCACGGACUGUAGCAGCGACUUCUGCAAGUCAAUCUUCGGACAGUAUGGCAUCGUCAAGAGCGCAAAGGUGCUCCCAGUCGCCCAGGGCAAAGCGACUGCUGCUGCCUUUGUGGAGAUGACUACGACAGACGAUGCAAAGUGGAUUGUGGACCAUGUGAGUGGAAAUGUUCCGCAGAGCCUCACAACCCCAGUGACCAUAGUGUUUGCAACGCCAAGGGAACACAGAAAGGGUUCCAUGAAAGGCUUCGGGAAGGGCAAGGACAUGAUGGAUGGCGGCAUGGGAAUGGGAGGAGGUAUCGAUCCAGGCAAAGGGGCAGCCAUCAAAGGCUUGAUUGGGUUGAUCCAAGUGGUGGCAGCAGCAGCUGGGGGCGGAGGUGGUGGCAUGGGUGGGGGAGACCCUGGCAAGGGUGGCUACGGAUAUGGCGGUGGCAAAGGCGGGUAUGGCAAGAAUCAGUGGUGGUAG
Messenger RNA from Symbiodinium pilosum, 537 nucleotides. NCBI's taxonomy places the organism in Eukaryota, Dinophyceae, Suessiales, Symbiodiniaceae. The record is from the annotation of a GenBank genome assembly.